This is a messenger RNA of Heterotrigona itama, 1673 nucleotides long. Lineage: Eukaryota; Metazoa; Arthropoda; Insecta; Hymenoptera; Apidae. The record is from the annotation of a GenBank genome assembly.
UGCCUAGGGCGUAUGAAUUUCUCUACUUUCCUGUAUUAUAAGGCAGAGUUUGAGUAAAUAAAUUUAAAUUAUUAGAAAUUAAUAUAAACCAGAGGAAGUAAAAAAAAAUUACUCAGCACCCCCUGAAAAUGUACCUUCUUUAAGUUGAGCAAAUAGAAAAACGCAGUGACAAGUUUGUGCUGUUUUGUACAUCUAUAUUUCUCCAACAUAGCAAGAAAAGACCUUAUUGUAUAAUAAUGCUUAAAGAAGUUGAAAAUUAUAAAAUUAUUUUGCGUGUUCAUUUGGAAAAUAAAGUGCUUAAUCGCUACGAUUUUCCACGCAAAUAGAUGAAACAUGUUACGAACGAUUUUUCAAAAAUUUUCUUAUCUGCUCUUUUCUUGUUCUUUCAUCGUUCUCCCUGCUUUUUUAUUCGACAUCGCCAAUUACUAUUAUCGCUCCUCUGAAUCGUUUCAGCGCCUACCAGGAGGCGCUAUCCGCUCACUUUGUUGUGCUGAAGCACUACUAUAGAUCGUUACGCGCAUACUCUCUCUCUCUCUCUCUUUCUCUCUCUACGUGCAUUGAAAUCUCCACGUGAAUAAUAAUAACGGCCAAUUGAACAUUGAACAGUGAAAUUUCGCAAAAUAACAGCGUACCGAUAACUCUACAAAUUUACAUAUUUUACAGACAUUACAGCGAUCGUUCGUUUUUAUCGAAUUGAAUAUCAAAUAGUGAAAUUUCGCAAAAUAACAAUAACAGCGAACUGGUAAUCUUACAGAUUUACAUAUUAACGUUAUAAAGGUCGUUCGUUUUUUUUUUCUUUUUUUUUUUUCUCGAACUGAAUAUUGAAUAGCGAAAUUUCGUAAAGAGAAGAAGAAUAAUAAUAACAGCGAACUGGUAAUUUUACAAAAUUGCACAUUAACUUUACAACAGUCGUUCGGUUUUUUUUUUCUCUUUCGAAUUGAAUAUCGAAUAGCGAAAUUUCGUAGAGAAAAAAUAAUAAUAAUAAUAACAGCGAACUGGUAAUUUCAUAAAUUUACAUAUUGAUUCUUCGAAUGGCAAAAUUUCGUCUGACAACUUUACAAACUUACAUAUUUUUCCGAAUCGAAUAUCGAAAUUCCGCUAAUAAACAAUAAUACUGAUAACUUUCGACGAAUUUACAGUGUGUUACAAUUUUCGUGUGUAUAUUUAUAGGAGCACGCACGUGUCAUCCGUACAGAAAUCCGUUGUUUGCGAAAAACGAAACCAGAAUUUUCGCGAGAGGAGGGGAUCUCAAUAAUAAGAGAGCAACAAACGUGGGGAGCUUGCGUAAGAAAGCGGGAAAUUUCCAGUCGGUGAUUUGCGUGUCGAGACGUGGACGUGUGUUGCGGAGGACGCGCGUUUGCGUUCCAGAGAAAGUUUUCGUAUCGCGAGCACGCGUGCUCGGUGCUAACGUUAUUAUAAUAAGUGGAAUAAUGAUUCUUUUCUCAUAUUUUAUCUCUCUAGUCAAUAUAGCAAAAAUAGAUAAGUUAAAGUUUAGAUAUAUUUACUUACUAAUUUACGAUAUGUACUUCCAUGAGGACAAAUAUCAUUCUCUUAAUCUCCUUCUCUUCUGUCAUUUGUUCAUUAUCUCUAUAUCUGCGGACUCUAAUUCGUCGAAUGUAUCAAAUAGGUCGCCAAUUUUUCUCCAUCUUGUUUUCAGUUUAUUUAUUCCUUUC